Molecule: messenger RNA, 931 nt
Organism: Rhinichthys klamathensis goyatoka
Lineage: Eukaryota; Metazoa; Chordata; Actinopteri; Cypriniformes; Leuciscidae
Gene: gpatch11
Product: G patch domain containing 11
Exons: 8
Coding region: 29-832 (267 amino acids)
Cellular component (GO): kinetochore
Molecular function (GO): nucleic acid binding
Source: RefSeq, a predicted model, not a curated record
AGCUUUCAAUCGCUGAUUAAUCGCACAAAUGGCUGAUGGUGAAGAUGAUUACAUGUCCGACGCUUUCCUGAACAAAAUCUCAGAUGUUCGGCCUGGCGUGCCGAUGGUGAAGCGUAUGAAGGACGCCUUGAGAAAGGAGGCAGUGCAGAAAGAGAAGAACACACAGAACCGGCAGAAGAGCUUCAGAGAGCAGGAGCGAGAGAGUCGUGAGGCCGCGCUGCAAAGCUCCAUAAGCAGCCAAAAUAAAGGCUUUGCGUUACUGCAGAAGAUGGGAUAUAAAGCAGGACAAGGCCUGGGAAAACAGGGUGCUGGACGGGUUGAGCCGGUUCCUCUCAACAUCAAAACAGACAGAGGCGGCAUUGGAAUGGAAGAACUCAAGAAGAGGAAAGCAGACGAGGAACUUCAGAAUUACCGGAGAAAAGUGCAAAUGAAACAACACGUGGAAAAGAAAUCACUGGAGGAUUUUAGAGUGCGUAUGAGAACCGAGAGAGAGGAGCGUCAAACGCAGAGCGACCUGUGGAAGAGCCAACGGGCCUGUGAACAGCUGGACAGCCAGAAGGGCAUCACGGCUCCCAGAGACAGCUGGUACUGGCCUGAAGUAGCGAAAGACGAGGAGGAAGAGCUUCUGGAGGAAGAGGAAACUAAACCUGAGGGAAGUGAUGAUGAGGAGGAGGAGGAGGAGGAACUAACUCCGUUAGACAAGCUGCAGUUUCUCACCUCGUAUUUGCGAGGAGUCCAUUUUUACUGCAUAUGGUGUGGGACGGCGUAUAAUGAUGAGGAGGAUUUGAGCUCAAAUUGUCCCGGAGACACGGCAGCGGAUCAUGAUGACUAGAGCAACGAUCGAGAACACUUAGUUUUAUUUGCAUAGCUGUGUUUAAUAUUUAUGUUUACUUUUCAUUUAUUAAAUGUUGCAUUGAUGUUUUGAUUAUAA